Oryzias latipes (Japanese medaka) is the source of this 3295-nucleotide messenger RNA. RefSeq names its product microcephalin 1 (gene mcph1). Gene Ontology annotation, biological process: mitotic cell cycle. Lineage: Eukaryota; Metazoa; Chordata; Actinopteri; Beloniformes; Adrianichthyidae. The record is from RefSeq and is a predicted model, not a curated record.
AAUGAGAGAUUUUUUUCCCAUGAUGCACCUCUUACACAAACGACCCGCGCCAACUGUGAACACAGUGUCAACGCUUAGUUGUGUUUCAGCACUUUUGUUCGGGCAAUUUGGCUAUGACUACAUGCAGCAACUCUACUGUUCUUAAAGAUGUCGUUGCCUAUGUGGAUGUGUGGUCAUCUGACAAAAGGGCAAACUAUUCAAGAUCCUUUAUUCCUCAGCUACAAGAAAUGGGAGCUCAGGUGUCAAAAAGAUUCAGUAAGCAGGUCACUCACGUCGUGUUCAACAGUGGACAUGCAACCACAUGGAGAAAUGCUAAGAAAAGUGAUGUACAUCUAGUUUCUGCUUUGUGGAUACAAAGAUGUUUUGAUGAAGGAACACGUGUGGAUGAGGAGUUAUUUCCAGCUUCAAAUGAUGAAAGCAAUCCUGUGAUAAAGAACAGAAAACAUCGUUGCAUGUUACCUAAGAAUUCCCCUGAGAGGAAAACUGAAAAUGACUGGCGGAAAAAGAAAAAACUAAACAAGAUGUUGAAAGAUUUACCUUCAAAAGGGCCUCUAGUUACAGAUUUAUCGCCCAUUAUUAUUGAUGAAGAGAAUGGAAUAAUUUACAGUCCCUCCAUGAAAAGGUCAGAUUACAUGGCACAGCGCUUGAAGGACAUGAAGGACAAACCGGAAGACCCGUCACUAACAGCUUCACAAACCGCUGAAUCCUGCUCACCUACAGGGAUUAAACCUGAUCUUGGGAUGUCACCAACUGUCCUCAAGUUUACGUUAGAUGACCAGCCACAUGAUGAUUCCUGUGUUUCUGCCUCUUCACCUGGUUGUUCGUCUGAUGAAGAGGAAACAUCACACGUUGAAGCUAAAGAUCGGGGUCAUUCUAUCAGUCCUCUGUCAUCACCCUGUCAAGAUGUUCCCAGACGGAUUUCACAUGUGCGUAACUUUCCACGCUUUGACCUCGAAAUGAAUGAAGAAGGGAAUAAAAGCAGUAAGCUUAAAAUGGAUAAAGAAGCAAAUGAAAACAAGAAAAAGACAACAGACAAACUUCAGUCUAAAUCUGUUUUAGAAAGCCCUUUGCAGGACAGAUCUGGUGAUUCUAAGGGUUCCUAUGGAGUUCAAAUGAUAAAAUCAGCCCACCUGUCCCCUCAAAAUGUUGAAGUUGGAAAUAAAAACCGUACGUUUAAAUCCUGUAAAGGUUCUGUGAAGUCUUCAAGACGCCAUUCAACAUCAACGCUUUUACUUGACUCUACAACCAAAAUGUCAAAGGAAACAUCAGUAGUCAAAAAGACUGAGAGGAAAACACCCAAAAAAUCUAGAUCAGUAGCGCAUUCACUGAUUAAAGCUUUCUCUCUGCCGAGUGAAUGUGAAAGCGUUGCCUCUGGCACAACGGAUGGAGGCAGUGAUGUGUUUGAGGAUUACUUUUCUCCAGCCAACCACCGGAAGUCUGUUUUUUCCAAUCUACCCCAAGACAUUCAUGUUCAGAUGCCCUUUGAGUUGAGCCCUGUUCCAAGCAAGAGAAAGCAAAGAAGUGAAAACAGCAAUUCGGACACCAAGGGGGAAAAAAAGCGGAAACUGGAGGAAAAUUCUUGUGGCAAACAUCUAGAACAGCAAACAAUUGGAAGCUAUGAGCCUUGGUGUUUCAGAGCGCCUCUCCCAGCACCUGACAGCCCACAGAUGGCUGAAACACAAAGCACCAGGAAAGACGAAGAUGAUGCUGCUGACAGCCAGAAACCAGCAACCUCAUCAGGUCCACCAUCACUGCAGGCAAAAGAUCCUACAGGGGAAGAACACCCAAAGGAGUCUGAUUUCCCAGGUCUUUCUUCAACCCUGGAAAGUGGAGGAAAUGAAUGCAGGGGUGCAGCUGGUUUCAAAGAGAUCCCCCCUGAAGCAGAAGAAAAUCUCUAUAAGCAAGACGACUCGAGUCUUCAGAGAAUGGUUAACAAAGCAAAGGUUAUGAGAACACUGGUCAUGACAAGUAUGCCAACUGAGAAGCAGAGUACGGUGGUGCAAGUAGUGCAAACGCUGGGUGGGUUUUUAAUCGUCGACCAGGUGUGUGAGAGCACCACUCAUGUUGUGUCUGGGGGACACAGGCGGACCCUCAACAUCUUGCUUGGCAUUGCACGGGGCUGCUGGAUCCUCUCUUUUGAAUGGAUUCUGUGGUGUUUGGAGCAAAGGCAGUGGAUUCCAGAGGAACCAUAUGAACUUUCAGAUCAGUUUCCUGCAGCACAAAUUUGCCGUCUCCAGAGGCAUCUUUCUGCUGGAGAACACCAACAGGACCUGUUCCAAGACCAGCCAGCCAUGUUUGUGUCCCAGCACUCCCAGCCACCCCCCCAGAGUCUGGUGGAGCUGAUUCAGCUGUGUGGGGGAGCCGUUUGCAAAACUGUGCGGCAGGCAGGCAUCUGCAUUGGGAAGUACAGUGGCCGGAGACCAGAGGGAAACAGGAUUUUGUCUGAGCAGUGGAUUCUUGACAGCAUCACUAAUCUGAAGGUAUUACCAUAUGAGAACUACGACUUGGAGUAAGAGCCACACGGUAUAUUUUCUACAGAAUGUUGAUUUUUUUUCUAUAAAAUAAAUCAGUUUUUUAAAAUUGAUUUAUGUAAAAGUUUUCAGUUUCCUAAGAUUCUGUUGUUUGGAUCUUAAUUGUUUUCGUGUUUCUAACAAAGGGUAGGAACCACUACUGUGAAUUUUUAAUUUCCUUUCUGAAAAUGUGAUUUAUAAAGGUUUGAGCCAGUGGGACACCUCCUCCUUUAAGAUGUUUUGUGAUGUUUAUUAAUAAAAUACAUUUUUUUAUAGUAUCAUUGAGGUAAUUCUAAUCCAUUAAACUUUGUUAAAGAAAAUAAGAUCAGCUGUUAAGGUUUCACAGGUUCCAGGUCUCCAAACAGAAGCUUUUUCUUUUUUUUUAAUGUGAAAGAAAGUUAUAAAAAUCUUUAUCUGUAUGUUUGUUGAUUUUAUUUGCUCUGUUCUUUUACAUAAUCUGGUAUUAGGAGUUGUUUGGACCACAUGACUUGUUUUCCAACACCAUUCAGUUCACCUUUAUGAAAAAUACAAACUUUACCAUCUCUGUUUAUGUAUUUACAUUUUUAAACUGUCAAAAAUCAAGUUUUGAAAGUUAAAAGCAUCAAACUCAAAUAUCAGAAAAUGGAUCUGCUAUUUAUUUUCUUAUUCUUUUUUUUUCUGGAGUUGAUGCAAAAUUUAAAUGUACGUGGGAUUGUUGUCCUGCCACUUCUGGAUUACAAACUGUGUUGUGCGAUGACAAUGUGAUGAACUCAUAGAAACGUAUAUUAAAAAUAUAUAAACCAUUA